Molecule: messenger RNA, 1943 nt
Organism: Durusdinium trenchii
Lineage: Eukaryota; Dinophyceae; Suessiales; Symbiodiniaceae
Source: the annotation of a GenBank genome assembly
CGUGCUUCUCUUCACCCGAUCGCGUGUUCAUCGCUGGGUCCAGCGGCUGCGAUCCGAGCCAUGGAGAGCAUGGAAGCGACCUGGAUGGUUGUGGCUGUGGCCUCCUACAUGAUCUGUGUCUAUUCGAUGGGCACCACUGGGCCCCUCACCGCUUUGGCAGCCUUGCGCAGCAAAGAAGUGGAGAACCAGGACCAAAGCAAGACCGCAGAAAUCAUGGUGCGAAUCCACAACCGUCGCCUGAAAGCCUGGGUUGCUGGGACAGCUCUGAGUUCCGUUUGCGCCGAGGGCUACUGCUUCUUCCUGCUGGUGCAAAGCCAGUUUCACGGUGGGCUUCAGGAUUUUGCCUACUCCCUGCAUUUCUGGACCGCCUUCACUUCUUCUGCUAUCACUCGAUGGGCCUCAAGGCCCACUGGCCAGACGUCCCCUGAGCAGACCAUGGUGGUGAGCACCAUCCUGAAUCUUUUGGGAGUUAUUAAUAGCCUGGACCUGUCGACCCACCUCAUGUGCGCCAACUACCUCGGCAGGGCCUUUGUGGGAAGCUUCUCUCCUGACAUUUGGUUUACGGUGCGCCUGAACUUCUACCUGCUCCCAGCCUUUGUCGCCUGCGCCUACUGGCGCCUGGGCCCUGAAAGGGACAGCUCGAUUUUACCGGCGCUUUUCAUCAAUGAGCUCAUCUCGGUGGUCUUCAUCUCGGUGAUUUUGGGACAACUCAACUACUUAACCAUCCGUCAGGAGCAGAGCACCAUGGAGUUGGAAGAGAAUCUGAAGAAGGAGGAAAUUCAUACUCGAGAGACCGAAUCCAUCUUGAAAGCAGCCAAAGGCCUCCUGGCCGUGAUGUGCGAUUGCUGCGAGCAGCUUUCACCCGAGUGGGAGAUUCUGAAGCCUUCCAACAAGUUCUUGGAGAUGUUCCGCUUUCCCAGUUCUUCGGAGGAGAAGCCUACGAACUUCUCCCUCUUGGAAUUAAUUGCUCUUGAUGAUCGAGACCGCUUCACACAUUUCAUCGACACAUCAGAGGUGGAAGCUGUGACCUCUCUACACUUACGCAUGCACGAUUUCUCUGGAGGUUCUGUUGAUGUACAACUCUUCCAUGUGCCAGUCCCUAACUUAUCUGAGGAAGCAUGUACCUUGCGGCCUCGACACUUGGUCGGCUUCAAUGUGAAGGACAUCCGGGAGCCGCGACUGCUCCGCAGGGACAUUCCCAGCAUCCCUGAAGGGGAAGUGCUGGAAGAUUAUUCGGAGGAGUGCGCCAGUGUGAGCUCCAGCGAAGAAGCUAGCCAAUCAAGUCAGAGUAGCCACAGGCUGAAGGCUCAAGUGGAGAACAUGACUUUUGCUUCCAAAGACCCUGCAUUCCUCAGCCAUCUUUUGCAGCAUGUGCACCUGUUGGAGCGAGUCAAGCUCACCUUGGACCUUCACACCUGCCAAGAAGGCUAUGCCAUACGAGAGAUGACCCUCUCCUUUCACAAGGAACCAGCCGGCGCAAGUUCAAGCAGUUCGCUCUAUUUUUACAAGUUCCUGAAGAAAAGGUCUCGCGCUGAGGUGGAAGAUUUCCUCCAAGAGCACGUGAAUUCCUUCUACUACGGCGUCGACUGCUCGGAGCGCUGUGCCGGUGUUAAGAUGAAGAUUCCAAAUGUUGGUGCCAUCAUGGUGGGUGAGAUGACGGUACAAGAGAUACGCCUCUCAGAGGAGCAAUUCCACUUGGAGCUGGACAUGAGAAACUUGGUGGGCAGAAAAUGAGGACUUGUAAUAUUAAAUAGUACAUGUUGAUUGUACUAUAGUGCUUGCAUGUGCUUGCAAUUGUCCAAGCUGAGCAUAGAUCAAGCCAGUGCUGCUCAAGGAAGAUCAUGAGCAGUUUGCUAAGUGAAUUGUUAGUUUCACAAUCGUUGAACUCGCUUAUGCAGCGAACUGCGAGCGCAGAGUCAUCUUGGGACAGAUGUUUUUAAAAA